AUGGAAAGAAAGCUGGGAACAUUCCUGCAGCCGGUUCUAUUCCUUAUGCUGAAUGUAUUGAGUGUUAAUCCCAUCCAAACAGUUAAUCUGGUGGAUUUCUGUGGACAGACCAUCAGGGCGGAUGGAAUCGUUAUCAACUCACACCAAGAAGCCCAGAAGUACUAUUAUGUCACAGUUGGAACGGACUGUGGGUUUACAAUGCAGGCUGCUUUGCCGAUGGACAAAGUUCAGUUCCAGUUUAGAUACUUUUUAGUGUACAGCCUGCUGAGAGAGUCUUCUAUCCUUCACCCCACAACUGCAUCUCCACAACUGCAACACAAUGCAACAGGACCUCUGGCCGAACUGAACACUAGUAGGCCUGGGCAAAGAGCUGCCAUGCCACUCGGAGGCGAAGAGAUUACUAAUACUUGUAAUGAUGGAUCAUACGUGCAAUUUUAUGAUGGUAAGGAUAGGACUUAUCCACCAAUUACCUCUCUUUUAUGUGGGAAGAGCAUCCCUAAGCCAAUUUCAUCAACUGGCAACUACCUUUCUCUGAGACUGGUCACCAGGGGUCAACAACCCAGAGUGGAGUUUGUUGGACAUUUCAUGUCUUAUAGACCAGGUAACUUCACCACCAUGCCAACUCCCAAUGAAACCAGUACAAGCACAAUGGAGCAAAUCAAUUCACCAUCACCUUCCAUCAAUCUUAGCUCUCUUUGCCAGACACCAAGACGGCAUCAUCACCCUCUUUCAAACAACAUUCUUUAUCCAGACUCUGCUGCAGACAACAAGUCCUAUGUUUCGCUGCUCACUCUCUACAUCAUCCUGGGAGUGGUUGCAGGGGCUGUCCUGCUGUUCUGGUGCUGCUGGUCACCGGGCUGGUUGGUUUGGAGACUCAGUGUCUGCAGAUUUGUACCGUGUUGUAACUCCUUCUGCACAGCCUGCCAACCCUGCUGUCGGACGGACAAGAGUCGACUGGCCAAAGUCACACCACAGAGCACAGUCCCCGUACCCGUCUAACGUCAGUGGUCCAGGUUACUCCUCUCUCCCUCUGAUUAUGUGUCAUUAAUAAUUUCAUACUACUGAACCCUCUCAUUGCUACAGUCAUGUAGGUCCAUACUGGUUGGAACACUCGUUGGUCUAAUUUAUCGCUUAUAGUAAUUGUUUUAUUAACUGAGAUGAUUCCCUGUUCUUCAGGGGACAACAUGUGGAUAUCCUGAUUGCUUUUAAGUGUCUAAGCUGUACGAGAUUGCAUUAAUUUGUCCCAGUUUUUCUAAGCAUGUUUAUUGUAUUUGGAAAUCUGCAAAUACAGAUUCCUUUCCUUCUAACAGAAAAUAGCCCCUGUAGAUGCUGGAAAUCUGAAUGAGCAGCAGAAAAUUCUGUAGAAAUGUUCAGCAGGUCAGGCAGCAUCUAUGAAGAGAUGGGCUUUUCUCUACAUUAACGUUUUAGUAUGAUGACCUUUGAUCAGAAUCCUCCACCACUCAAAACCACUCUUUUUAUGAAACAUAGAAAAUAGGUAGGCCAUUCGGCCCUUCGAGCCUGCACCGCUAUUCAAUAUGAUCAUGGCUGAUCAUCCAACUAACCAUGAAAUGGCAUCAACUUGAAAUGUUGACUGUUUCUCUCUCCACGAAUGCUGCCUGACUGCAGAGCAUUUGCAGAAUUUUCUCAUAUGGAAAACACCAGAUUUCCUUUAUAGUUGUGAGCGGUCGCUGGCCAAUUGUAGGAAAGUUAACAUCAAUUGAACUUUGAAUUGAAACCAGUUCCUAGAAAAUUAUUUGAAACACACAGCAUGUAAUUGUAAUAAGCAUGAACCAUUGUUAAUGGCUGUUGUUUACUUGGAAGUAAAUUCAUGGAAGAGUUAAUCAUUUUAGAGUGGUCCAUGCAAUGUGUAACAAUGUAUAACAUUUUCUAAUGGAUUGGAUAGUCUGAGAUGGAGCAACUGCAAGAUACUCCUAUCAUUGGUAGUAGGAGUAGCAGCAGCUUACUAAACUUAACUGAAUGAUCAAGAAAGCAGCCUAUAUUUUAGCACCAUCAUCAAUCUUCGGUGUAGAACUGCAACGUGUGAUUUGGAAUGUCCAGAGUAUUGGAGAAGGUCCAUUGUAAAGGUGGCAACUCUGAUCCUGUGAUGUCUUGCACUUUUAUUUUCCACCAGUGGUAUUGACCAGGGUGUAUCCAGGGAAGUCGGAGAAGUGAAACAGCAAUGUGAAGGAUUGCUAUUAAAAAUGAACUUUAAUCACUUUUUUAGUUCUUGUGUUUUUUUGAGCAGAAGACAAUUUUCCAACCUCUCUGAUGACCAGCCGAUUCCUACCCUGUACCUGAAACGUCACCUGUAAGGAGGUAAAUAACAGCAAUGGGUGGGUACCAGGCUAAUGAGCCUAAAAUUGGCAUUUAGUCACGGGCAGCCCCAUGCAGGCAGUGCCUUCCUCGUCUGUGUUCCAUAAUACAAAUUAGAUGUAACAUGCAUGAUGAAUUAGGGAACACUAUUUAUAUUACGCUGGACAAAUUGGUUACAAUGAGAUUUUGAUCAGAAUUAAAAGAAGCACCUAGUUAUUCUGGAAAUUGACAAGUGGAGAUAAAGCUGUCCUGUUUCCAUGUAACCUCCCUGCAUAAAUCAGACACCAUUUUCUCUACAGAACACAGCUGCUACUUUCACUGCAGGAGGCCAUUCAAACUGACAACAAUCGUUUAAAGGAUGCACAGCCCUUGGUAUUUUUGGUUUGCAGUAGCAAAAAUAAACUUAUCACCGUGGAACAGACCUUUUUGUAAAUUCUGCAGGAAAAAUACCUUUGUUAUCAUAAGGUCAUCAGGUCAUGUGAUUGGAGUAGAAUUAGGCUAUUCGGCCCAUCAAGUCUACUCCGCCAUUCAAUCAUAGCUGAUCUAUCUCUCCCUCCUAAACCCAUUCGCCUGCCUUCUCCCCAUAACCCCUGACAUCCGUACUAAUCAAGAAUCUAUCUAUCUCUGCCUUAAAUAUAUCCCUGGAAUACACUGGCAGGUAUGGUGGUGACGACAAAUAUGAUAAUGGCGUUUAAGAAGCUUUUGGAAAGGCAUAUUGAUAAAUAGCGUUUGGAGAUGGAAAAUGUGCAGGCAGAUAAGAAUUGGCUUGGCAUCCAAGAAUCUAUCUAUCUCUGCCUUAAAUAUAUCAAAUAUAAAUAUGACUGCCUCCACAAAUGGUGGAGAAAUUACAGAUGGAGUUUAAUCAGAGCAGCUGGGAGUUGUUGCAUUUUACAAAGUCCAAUGUAAGGGGAGAGUCUGCAGUUAAUGACAAGAUUCUUAACGACAUUGAUGUACAGAGGUAUCUUGGGAUCUAAAUCCAUAGCUACCUCAAAGUAGGCAGAGAGGUAAAAAAAAAAAUGCAUGGUAUGCUUGCCUUCAUAGGUCAAGGCAUUGAAUAUAAAAGGCAGGAAGUCAUGUUGCAUCCUUGCUGGACUUUGGUUGAGUCACAUUGGGAGUAUUGUUUGCAGUCUGGUUGCCCCAUUAGAGGAAGGAUGUGGAGGCUUGAGAGAGGGCACAGAAGUGGAUUGGGGAAUGUUGCCUGGUUUAGAGGAUAUUAGCUCCAAAGAGAGAUUGAACAAAUUUAGAUUGUUUUAUUUCAGGAGUGUUGGAGGAGGAAGGGAGACGUGAGAGAAGUAGAUAAAAUGAUGAGAGGCAUAGAUAAGGUUCCUUGGAAAAGAUAGACAGAACCUUUUUCUUACGGAUGAAAUGUCAAAGGCUGGAGAGUUUAGCUUUAAGAUGAGAGGGGUAAAGUUUAAAGGAGGUGUGCAGAGGUUCACAGAGGAUGUCGGUGCCUGGAAUACACUGGCAGGUAUGGUGGUGACGACAAAUAUGAUAAUGGCGUUUAAGAAGCUUUUGGAAAGGCAUAUUGAUAAAUAGCGUUUGGAGGGAGAUGGAAAAUGUGCAGGCAGAUAAGAAUUGUCUUGGCAUCAUGUUUAGCACAGACAUUGUGGGCUGAAGAGCCCGUUCCUGUGCUGUACUGUUCUACGUUCUAUAUGAUUCAGGAAAAUGGAAAGGAAUUUCCUUUUAAAAAAGGGCACACAAGACAGCUAGUGGAGCACAGAAACCAUUUGCUUGUCUGGACAAUAAGACUUAUACAUUGCCUCAUCCACAUUCAAAGUUCAAUCUAUUAUUUGAAUUGUUCAGUGGUGAGACAACUUUCAUUUAGGAAAAGCCUUUACAAAUGUGUUCAUUUGCCUUCUCCACGCAAGGGAACGGGCAUUCCCGUGGUUAAGAAACUAAUUACUUGACUGUGUGCUUUGAAAGUCAGUCAGCAUUCAAAUGUAUAUUCUGCGCGACUAACGGGCAAGCACUCCCUGACGAUCAGGGAAAGAAGAGGAAGAAUGCGGACUCACACUCAAAAACAAAGCCCCAUGGAUAAUGACAUGGAUCAUGACACCAAAAUCCUGGUGUUCACUUCAAUCGACACAGAGGGCAUUCAGAUUCUAGUCACCCUCAUUAAACCUGUAGACAUCACUGCAGAUUUAUGAAGGCAAGGUUUUUUUUUUAAACCCUUCAGUAAGGGGGUUAAAAUACUGGACAAACUUGGACAAAAACAAUCUAAUUUCAGCAAAAUCAAAGCCUGAAGCUGCCAAAUUGUCGCAAAAUAUCAGCAACUUCAUAAAUUUUUACUUGGGAAGGAAAUCUGCUGUGCCUACCCAGUGCAAUGUGAUCCUGGAGUCCACUCAUUCUUGUGUAGCCGUAUGCUUAAAAGCUCCUGAUGUAUCACUUAAGCUAGAAUAUGACCUAAUUACCAAUUCAAGAACGCAUUAUGAUGGGUCAGUCACUCCACAGAUCCUGAUAAGAUGCAAACCAGCUCACUGAGGGAGGGAGGCAAGGGAGGAGAUGUCUACCACCUUCUGCAGGCCUGAUUCAUUCCUUGGCAUUCAAGUUCCUGACGUUGGGAGUGUUGCAAUCAACAUGCUCUCUGCUGCACACCUGUAGAAGUUCCAUAACGUAUUUGGGGACAUACUAAAUCUCCUCCAUUGACUGAAGAAGUAGAGGUGUUGGUGAACUUUCUUUAUGAUUGCAUAGGCCCAGGGGAUAGGGUAACACAACACGGAGGGAAGCUGCCCACUUUAUCUCCCUUCCUCACUCUCUUCAUUUCUCCUCCCUCUCCCCUUCCUUGUCGUCUCCCAGUCUGGCUCGAAAGCCUGGAUCUUUGAGAGUAGGCUGGCAAGGUUCAAAUGGCCAAUCAAUUGCAAUAAUGCUGGGAAUUGGCCACACAUGUCAGCCAGUUAAAAGGAUCAGAACAAUACCCAAAAGGAGAGGGUGCUGUCACAAAAUGUAAGUGUGGCUUUUAAGAGCAUAAAUAAUUAGGAGAAAAAUCAGAACGUGUUUUUUUGAGCAUGCUUUGGCUUUCAUCAAAAUUUUUGCUGAUCUACCUCAGGGUCAUUUUGCUACACAAUGCCCAUAACUCUCAUUCCCUUAAUACCCAGUAAUAUAUCAAUCUCUAUUUUGAAUUAACUCAUUGAUCAAUCCUCUACAAUCCAGGGUAAAGAAUACCAAAGAUUCAAAACCUUUUUGAGGAAGAAAUUGCUCCUUAUCUCUUCCCUUUUUCUGAGACUAUGGCCUCUGGUUUCAGACUCCUUAACCAGGGAAACAUCCCUACAUCAAGUUGCAAUGCCCUGUAACAAUUUUAUAAAGUUCAAUGUGAUUGCCUCUCUUUCUUCUGAAUUCUAGAAAAUAGAACAGUCAGUUUAAUAUUUACUUAGGACAAGGGUAUCCAGGGAGAAGGUAGGGCAGUCCAAGACUAAAGGAGGGAAUUUAUGCUUGGCAUCAGCGAAUAUAGAUGAGGUAUUAAAUGAGUAUUUUGCAUCUCUUUUCACCAAGAAGGACGAAGAGAUUAGUGUGGAGAAUACUAAUAUGCAAGGACAGUUCAAGAAGAAUGUUUUUUUUUAACAUGGGGCUCUUGAAGAGCAUUAUGGCAGAUAAAUUCCUAGGGCCUGAUGGCAUCUGUCCAAGGUUAUUGAGAGAGGUAAGAGUUAAGUUUGCAGAGGUCUUGACAAAUGUGUAUAUUUUCACUAGCCACAGGCGAGGUCCUGGAGAACUGGAGAGUAGGCAAUAUUGUUCCUCUCUUUAAAAAGGGAAGUAGAGGAAAUUAUAGGUCAGUGAGCCUCACAUCAAUGGUUGGAAACUAUUGGAGAGGAUGCUUCGGGAAAGGAUUCACUCACAUUUGGAAAAGGGAAUGGGCUUAUUAGGGAAAGUCAGCAGUUUUGUGGUAUGGCUGUGGAUGUUGUCCACAUUCAUUUUUGCAAGGUGCAUAAUAAGAGAUAGGUUAAAUCAGAAGAUUAAGAUGCAUGGACCAAUAGUGACGGCCAUUUGGAUUCAGAUCUGGAUUAUUCAUCGAAGACAGAGGGUUGUGGUGGAAGUGUGUCCUAUUCUGGCUGGAGGUUUGUGACCGGUUGAGUUCUGCUGGGAUCUGUGCUGGGACCUCUGUUGUUUGUAAUAUAUAUUUAUCAAAUUGGGCAUAAAUGUAGUUGUGUUGGUUAGUACGUUUGUAGACAACACCAAAAUUGGUGGAGUUGCAAAGAGGAAGGUUGUCAUGGUAUAUGGUGGGAUAUAGAUCAGCUACAGAAAUGGGCGGAGAAAUGGCAGAUGGAGUUUAAUCCGAGUGUGAGGUGUUGCUCUUUGGGAGGUCAAAUGUUACGAGCUAAAUGGAAUGACCCUUAAUAGCAUUGAUGUACAGAUAUUGGGAUCCAAGUCCAUAGCUCCCUCAAAGUGGCAACACAGUUAGAUAGAUUGAUAAAGAAGGCAUAUGACAUGCUUGCCUUCAUCGGUUAGGGCAUUCAGUGCAAGAGUCAGGUGGUCAUACUGCAGUCUUAUAGGACUUUGGUUAGGGCACAUAUGUGGUAUUGUGUGCAGUUCUGGUUGCCCCAUGAUAGCAAGGAUGUGGAGACUUUGGAGAGUGUGCAGAAGAAGUUUACCAGCAUACUCCCUGGAUUAGAGAGAAUUAACUAUAAAGAGAGGUUGGACAAAUUGCACAAAUGUGCACAAUCUAUUAUCUCAACAUGACUACAUGAUCCUCAAAACAAAAUGCACCUGCAGAGGUAUUAUCAUAUAAGAUUUCAGAUACAUUCGGAUUUUCAUGUUGAAAAGAGCAAAUUAUGAUUUACCUAUUACAAAAUGAUGAUAGAUGGAAAGUGAAGAAUCUGGACAUGGACACAUAUUUUCCAUGAAGUACACAUUGAUAACUGUGAGAAAGGGAUCGGUGGCUUUAUCGUACUUGUAGAUAGUUACUCAAUGUUGACUGAUGUGAAAAAUGUUGGGCUGGCUCUUGAGGAAUUGUUCUCAUUUAAUGGCUUGCCAGAAGAGUUUAACGUGGGUAAUGGUUCAUUACCUUGGAAGCAAUUAAAAAAAAAAAAAAAAUAGACUUAACGUAGCAGGGAAAUGCAGUCCUGAAAGUUUAAAGGAACAGAGGAAGUAGUAUCCCAGCGAGUUUAAAGGAGCAUGGAAAAGAGAGACCAGUGCAAAAUGUGUGCAGGAAACAGAGUCGUGGGGAAUUUAAAAGGACAACAGUGAAGAGAGCUUUGAUGUGUUUAAACACGCCUUUGGAUGGUGCAUGGGAAUUCCUUCACUCUCAGUAAAUAAUUGAUUAAACAUUAACUGUUAGUUGAGUUAUUCUAAUUAAUAGGUAGGCACCUCAGACCCCUUGUAUAUCCAUCUUCUGUGCCAUGUGCAAUCCCCAAGAUGUUUACUGGGCAAGCUAAGGUAAUUGAAUGUGGGGAUGAGGAUGGGGACAGCAGUGAAAACAUUGGUAUUUGUAGCCUGUAGUCAGUUGUACUGAAAUAGUGAAGCCGAGCCUUUCCAUUUGCCACUUGGCUGUGACAGUGCAGAUGGGACACAUACAUAGGUGGACCUAUGAGAUAUUGACCCAACAAGAGUGAAGGAAUGGCAACCUUCUGAUGACCAUGAGUGAGUUGGAGAGGAAAUCCGAAAAAAUGUUCCCAAAACAAACAAACCCGCCGAGCUUUCUUCUGUGUAGGAAGGAACUGCAGAUGCUGGUUUAAACCGAAGAUAUACACAAAAAGCUGGAGUAACUCAGUGGGCCAGGCAGCAUCUCUGGAGAGAAGGAAUUGGUGAUGUUUCGGGUCGAGACCCUUUUUCAGACUGGUUAGGCAUAAGGGAAACAAGAGAUAUAGACGAUGAUGUAGAGAGAUAAAGGACAAUGAAUGAAAGAUAUGCAAAAAAGUAAUGAUGAUAAAGGAAACAGGCCAUUGUUAGCUGUUUGUUGGGUGAAAACGAGAAGCUGGUGCUACUUGGAUGGGGGAGGUAUAGAUAGAGAGGAAACGCUGUGGUUACUUGAAGUUAGAUAAAUUCUGGAGAAAUAGAGCUUUCUUCUGG
Molecule: messenger RNA, 8313 nt
Organism: Leucoraja erinaceus (little skate)
Lineage: Eukaryota; Metazoa; Chordata; Chondrichthyes; Rajiformes; Rajidae
Gene: ldlrad2
Product: low density lipoprotein receptor class A domain containing 2
Exons: 4
Coding region: 1-999 (332 amino acids)
Source: RefSeq, a predicted model, not a curated record